AUGAAGGUUAUAAGCAUUCUCCAAGUCCUUUUCGUUGUUGCGUUGGCCAUUUGUGUCAAAGCUGCUCGAGCUCAGAGUGAAGGCAAAGCUCCGUCGCCCGUGAUUGAAACUUCCACCGACUCAGAAGUCGAUAGCAGUAUUGAUCAGGGGUUUGGCGAGUCUGGCAAUCAGAAGCGAUGGAGGUUUAAGUACACGGGUGCCGCGCGUAAGAUCGAGAGAGAUGUCCCUGGUGCAAGGUUCUACUAUCCGUCUAUCAAGAAGCGACAAAAUCUGAACAGCGACAUGGAUACGGAGACAGAAGAUUCCUGGAAGAUCUUCCAGCGAUCCGAAGACAGGCAGAUGGAUUAUUGCAAAUUCAACUGGUCAGAAGGCUAA
Molecule: messenger RNA, 375 nt
Organism: Colletotrichum chrysophilum
Lineage: Eukaryota; Fungi; Ascomycota; Sordariomycetes; Glomerellales; Glomerellaceae
Exons: 3
Coding region: 1-375 (124 amino acids)
Source: RefSeq, a predicted model, not a curated record